Pistacia vera is the source of this 369-nucleotide messenger RNA. RefSeq names its product glycine-rich protein 5-like. The record is from RefSeq and is a predicted model, not a curated record. Lineage: Eukaryota; Viridiplantae; Streptophyta; Magnoliopsida; Sapindales; Anacardiaceae. The transcript has a single exon. The coding region runs from base 1 to 369 and encodes 122 amino acids.
AUGAUAUUUCCUCGAACAAAAGCUCCGGAAUUAGCCGGGGUGUCGGGCAUUGUCAUUCCUCCUGGUGAUGGGCUUGAUUCUGGUGGAGGUGGAGGAGUUGGACUCAUGGAUGAUGUGGGCCUCAUUUCUGGGGUUGGGGAAGGUGGACUCAUGGAUGAUGUGGGGCUCGUUUCUGGGGUUGGGGAAGGUGGGCUCAUGGAUGAUGUGGGGCUCGUUUCUGGGGUUGGGGGGCUCAUUUCAGGGGAUACGGGGGAGCUCGUUGGGGUCAUUGAAGGAGGUGAGGAAACUGGGGGUGGAGUUGCAGGUGGAGAGGCGUUUGGUGAUGGUGGCAUUGAUAUUGUAGUUGAUGGAGCUGGUGCUGGGGCUUGA